CAAUCUGUGUUCUUCGGGUGUACAUUCAUCGCUUUCGGCCCUGCCAUUGCACUGUUCUUGUUUACUAUUGCCAGGGACCCACUCCUGAUAUUUCUUAUCGCUGGGGCGUUCUUCUGGUUGUGUUCUCUGCUGCUGUCGUCACUUGUGUGGUUCAUCACAGUUCAGAUCAGCAACAAAGAGAGUUCCUCCCAGCAGAAAGGACUGCUCAUAUUCGGGGUGGGUGCUCUCCGUGCUGCUGCAGGAGACUUUCGCUUUGGCUACUACAAGCUGCUAAAGUAAG
Salvelinus sp. IW2-2015 is the source of this 280-nucleotide messenger RNA. Lineage: Eukaryota; Metazoa; Chordata; Actinopteri; Salmoniformes; Salmonidae. The record is from RefSeq and is a predicted model, not a curated record.